AUGACGCCAACCUGCAAGCAGCAUCCAGGACCAGCUCAUGCCCACCACAUGCAGCACUUGCAGCACUUGCAGUCUUCCCCAGCCAAGGUCACCAGCAGCCCUACAUGGAUUCCCUGGGCCUUUUAUAAUUCUCCCAACCCCCGUCAGCCCAUCAAGUUCAAUCGCGCUCGUCCUUCUGGUCCCCGUCGUUUAAGGUCGACGAGAACCUGUCCGGAUAUGUACAAGAUGUCGAACAAGAUUGAGGAUUCGCAGACGAGAGUGCGCUCCAGGUCUGUAGGCCAGGGCCAUCCUCUCGAUACGAAGUCCCCCACAAUUAAGAAAUUCAAUGGGGCUACGAGGUCGGCGACGGAGUGGAACAAUUUACGCCGGGACCCAGAUAUUUGGUAUCCCGGCGGAAACUGCCUCGUCUAUCUCUAUGCGAGGGGCCAGUCCCAGCGGGGCCCAUCUUUCAAAAUCCCGUUCUCGGCGCUGCUCCACGCUCAUUGCCAUCCGUUGAUUGAGAAGUUUAUUUCCCCCGAUUGCGAUCCGUUUUCGGUCGACGUCGAGUCGCUUCACCAUCGCUACGCCGAAACUCGCCAUGACUCCCUCACCACGAGUCGCACCUUGGAGAUCUACAUCCCGCCGAGGCCCGGAGCUGACAAGGUUCAAGCGUUCGCUUACCAUCUCGCGACUCGUAACUUCUUUGCCUGGUUAUGUCGCCGCUCACUCGUGGGCGAGCAUUUGGGAGCUGCGUUAGUGGGUUUGGUUGGCAGCAUGCGAGAAUACAGGCUCCCGAGUGCAGAGAACGUCAAGGACCUCAUCGAUUACAUGGAACAGGAGGGCUAUCUCAACAUGCGACACAACCCCGACCACGCCUUAGCCAUCCUUUAUCUUGCGGAGAAUUGUAGACUUAGAGGGAUGUAUAUCGAUGCUUUUGCUCACUGCACUGGCAUGUUUUGGGAACUGGAGUCGAGUGCUGAAUAUCAGUUCACGUCACAAGCAUCCAAGGAUCUAUUAUCGCGCGCUCGAGCCGAACUAGAUUUUCGGCUCGCCCGCGCCACGUUUCAACUGCGCACUUUUUGCAAGGACGCCUUCAGCGCAACCGACUCGUGCCUCAAGGUUGGUGCUCUCGCCCACAUGGAACGAUUUAGGGGGUUCCUCCACGCUUUCUACUCUGCCAAGCUUGGCCGAUAUCCGCCGCUGCCACCUCCGAAGUCGUCCGGAGUUUUCCGCAAGGAGGCGUAUCACACGAUGAGAUUCGAUUUUGAAUGUCUCCGAGACCUCCUUGUCGACGAAAGUGAUAGCGGUACUGCUACCGGGAAGCACGCCACCGCAGAUAAGAGCGGCAUUGAUAUCUUACAGAUGAUCCUUUCAUACGAUAUGCAGUGGCAUUACAAGACCCAAAAGCACCCUCUCCCGCUACUCCCCGAUAUAUCCGGGACGACCUCGACUUGGAGGAGAAUGACGCGCCUCAGGGGUGACAAGCUCAAGCCUGAUGAGCGGUUGCUCGCGCAUGCAUCCCUCGUAAAAGCUUACAACACGACCAACCCUCGCAUCAUCCACAACGACCUCGUUCAGGCGUACCGAAGAUUCGAAGAGGACCUUGUUAUGUCGCCGAGCAGAUUUGAUAAGAAGGAAAGGCUCACCUUGCCAGAUGGCCGGAAGUUGAGGUGGGCUAUUAUCUACGCCAUCUGCCAGGUGCUCCGAAACGUCACUGAGCCACCAAGGGAGGUUUUUGACACAGACGGGAUUGAUUACAAUAUUGCCAUCUCGACCGAAGGUCUACCGCCCUGGAAGAUGGACUUAAGUGCCCGACCGGAGACACCACGCCGCCGAAGCAUGUUUGUGGAGAAUUUCUCACCCGAAGGCGCUGGCGCUCCGUCCCCUAUGAAAUCCCCAACAACACCAAGGCGCCAUGGUCAUCUAUCGGAGCAGCUCCUCUCACCGACUAAGCUCGGCCGAUCCAUUUCAUACCGCGCAAAAACUUUAUCCCAAAGCAUUCAAGUCUCUCCCAAUAAUUUCGUUUGCAGACCACUUAGCGUAUUUAGAAGUCCUCCGCCACCGCAGAACUCUCCACGUACGGCGACUCUCGAUUCCACAUCUCAAACUCCGACCCGUUCAGCCCGCCCGCCCCGACUAGCAACAGAGCCCACCGAACUGCCUCGGCCAACAACAUCGGCUAGUGUCGCGGUUCGCAGCUUCCCUCUUGCCGGUAACAGAGCUAAUCUUCAACUGGACAUCCAUAAUAGCAAUCACCAGAACCAGGACCAGCGCCCGAUCGAAGAUGCUCCCAUGACAGCGACGUCCUCCUCUUCCGUGCAGGAGUCCGUUGCUAGCUCUAGUGGGGCGGAGAAUCCGGCAAGUUCUAUUGCGACCUCGCCCGAAGCUAGUCCUAAGCAGGAGCGCAUCAACGCGCCCUGGUCGGAGCCGCCGUUGAUCCCAUUACGACACAAGCGUGAGGUCCUAUCUAUGUUGCCGUCACCCGAGACGCCGGUUCGGUCGCACAUGCGCCCCAGGCCCCAGAGCGCCAUCUUCGUCUCACAGUCAUCAUUCGCGCAUCCUCCUCGGCCGGUAGUCAUGCCAGACUACGCAAUGGGCUACGCGCAGCUCGUGGAGGAGCAGAGGGAAGAGAUUUACAACCACGAGGAGGUUUCGGAUGACAAGCUGGUACCCUCGCCGUUGAGGAUUAAGAAGAGUGUAGAGAGCUUAGCGUCCUUCACUCCCGGAGAUGAUAAGUGUUUGAGUGGUGUGAGGAGAGAGUUUGGAGGGUUGGACGAAGUUUUGAGCGCAUCGCCGGCUUGCCUCUAG
This is a messenger RNA of Scedosporium apiospermum, 2787 nucleotides long. RefSeq lists its product as uncharacterized. Bases 1 to 2787 code for a protein of 928 amino acids. Lineage: Eukaryota; Fungi; Ascomycota; Sordariomycetes; Microascales; Microascaceae. The transcript is spliced from 3 exons. The record is from RefSeq and is a predicted model, not a curated record.